Closterium sp. Naga37s-1 is the source of this 540-nucleotide messenger RNA. Lineage: Eukaryota; Viridiplantae; Streptophyta; Zygnematophyceae; Desmidiales; Closteriaceae. The record is from the annotation of a GenBank genome assembly.
AUGAUCACUUCGCAAUCCCUUCUUUCCCCACUCCCUCUCCGUUCACCAUUCUCUCCCACCCAUCCUCACCUCCCCCCUCUCCAGUUUUUCUCUUCCUCACUGACUUACCCUCCCCCCGUUCCCUCUUUUCCCUCGCCAGCCCCAGCAGUCGCUCAGCCCGCGGCAGGCGCCCGGAAGCUGACGUCACCGCAGACGUCAGCGCUGUACGCGGUGAUUCUGUUUCUGAUCGUGCUGUCGUUGCAGCAGGUGAACCGCUCCACGCUCGCGUCCUCCAAGCCGCUCACAAUCGUCGGCGGCUUCGUCAGCGCUCUUCUCUUCCUGCUCGCGCUCACGUUCUUUAGCAACAUGCAGGAGGCCAUGGGAGCAAGAUCCGGAUGGGGCGUUGUAUUUUUGUCGCUCUUCAUUGCCACGGUCGCUGCUGCUUCAGUGCAUGGUGUCUGUGCCACUACAUGCAUUCUCUUCUCUGCUGGCCUGCUAUUUGAGGUGCAGCGGGUGUCUGUCGCUGCUUACCCUUCUGCUGAUGCCAAGAAGAAGAAUUGA